Chara braunii is the source of this 1598-nucleotide messenger RNA. Lineage: Eukaryota; Viridiplantae; Streptophyta; Charophyceae; Charales; Characeae. The record is from the annotation of a GenBank genome assembly.
GCAUCUCGCCCCUGAAGUCUCUGGCAGCCGAUCGGCUCGUCCGAUCACACGCCACGUGUCCUAUCUUCGCCUCCUCCCCUCUGCUCCGUCUCCCUCUCCCUCGAUCUUUCUUUCUGAGGAAGCCGACGACGACCGCUUUGACUCUCCGCCAUCUCCCUCUUCCUCUUGCUCCCUCUCUGCCACCCCGUCACCCCCGCCAUCGCCAUGAGCUUCGUUAUCGAGCGAGCUUUCAGUGACCAGUUGCUGAUGCCACGGGGAGAGAUUUCAGCCAUCUGCCAAGUGCAUCAUCCGCGGAUCAGCCCCGAUUUCAUGCGCCUUGCGCAGUUCUUCUGCACUACGGAUGUAUACGGCGCGGUAGAAUUCCGAUUCACGAGCAAUCCCCAGGCGGUGGUGCUAGCCGAGGCAACGACGCUCCAACGGCAAGCGGCCCCGAUAAUCAGCCACGUGUCUACCAUGGUAGUCUUCAGCGGCAACAUCACCGCCUUCGAUCCGGCGCGGCAAGCCGCCAUCAAAAGCACCUUGUACCGGUGGGGUCACGAUCUGGCCACUGAUUGGGAUCGACAGCUCACAAGGCACGGUGACGAGUGCUAUCCUGUUGACGACAUCGAAGUCAACACGCCCGCGUCAGAGACUGUGGAGUUGCUCGUCAUUCAGGCGUGGAGGACCAACGUGGCGGGGGACCUUCUGGGAUUCGUCUUACGAGCAGUGGAUCGGGGAAACCGAUCACAGAUCGUGCGCAAACUUACGAUCGUGAUCGUGCGACUGGCAGACGAGCUCCCCCUUGACAUCGUCUCUCAGAGCGACGAAGAACCCGUGCCACAUACCCUCUCGAGGACCCUCGCCCCAAGCCUCCAGUGGUCGGCCUGUAUCGAGGAGCGUUGGGCGGACGACCGUUUUCCCUCCCAUAGCGAGUACCUAGACGUCCACAGCCUGACUAAUCCCCGCUUCUUUCGGCAACCAACGACGUUCGAGUGGGCGGCGCAGAGAGCAGAAGAGGAGGCCGAAGAGGAAUCGGAAGGAGAAUUGAGGAGAGGGGUCGAGGAAGCAGUGGCCCGAUUGGCCGAGGACGAGGAAGAAGAGCGCGAAGCUGAAGAAGAAGAAGAAGAAGAAGAAGAAGAAGAAGAAGCAGAGGAGGAGACCUCGGAGGAAGAGGAAGAAGCCUAUAGUGAGUACAGCGAGGGCGAGCAAAGUGAGGAGGAGGACGAAUACGACGAAGAAGUGGAAAGCGGAGACGACCAGGCGCCAACGCACGACGACGAGCUCGAGUGGGUGCCAGGUCCGGAUCGACGAGAGGACAACCCUGAGGCUGCUGCGCAGCGCAAGAAACAGAUCGCGGAAGGUAAGCAGCUGGCGAUCGAUCCCGCACCGAACGAUCCCUUCAAGGAUCCCGAGCCGCCCAAGCCGGAACAUGGAGACCUUGCUGCCACGACCUCGAGAGCCGCGACGACAAGGCGCCAACCCCGAUCCCGAUCCUCGUCCCCCUCCGCCUCCGGCCGUCCCCCAAUUCGUCAACGUGUCAAUGAGGGGUUUAGCCCUUCGUCCCCGAUCCAUAUACCACCAUCCCCUUAGCUAUCUCUCUUUCAAUCAGUAUUUCCAUC